AUAAACUGCCCCCAUUUUUAUAUAUUCAACAAUAAUAUGCUUUUCAUGUCCUCUUGGUCGCCAUAUCCUCCUCCUCCUUCUUCUUCUUCUUCUGAUCUUUGUUUGUCUUCAAAAUUAAGCAUGGAUUCUUCUGACUUUCCUGUAACUAGAUCUCCAAGAAAAGAACUUCAAGGUCCAAGACCACCUGCCCUAAAAGUCCGUAAAGAUUCACACAAGAUCAAGAAACCCCCAGUAGCUCCACAACCAUCACAGCAACAACAACACCACCACCACCAACCACCAACGCAGCCACGGCCACCGGUCAUAAUCUACACAGUUUCACCAAAAGUUAUCCAUACAAACCCUAGUGACUUCAUGAACCUUGUCCAACGUCUCACAGGCUCUUCUUCUUCUUCAACCUCCGCUGCUAGUUAUUCAACUUCUAAUCCUUUCAAUGACGAUGUUGGUGCAAUAUCGCCGGCGGCAAGGUAUGCAACGAUAGAGAAGGCAAAGACACCCAAGGACAGGAGUGUACCGGCAAGUGGAGACAUGGGUUUCUUGGAAGGAAUAGAAAUGGAUCAAAUAAUGGAGAGAUCAAGUAAUUUUCUUCCUGGGAUUCUUUCUCCAGGACCUGCUUCACUUCCUCCGAUACCGCCGAAUUUUUUCUCUCCACAGUCCGAUCUAAAUAGCUUCUUCCAUGAUUUGAGCCCUGUGGUUCAUGGUAACAGGAAUUUUAUAGAGGGAAGUUUCAUGCCUAGUCCUUCAAUCUUUGUUUCUCCUCGCUUCACUUCUCCAACUCCAUCAUUAGACAUCUUCAACAAUUUCAAUUUCAACAAUAUCUUUGACUUCUGAAACACACUCUAAAAAAAAUUAUCUUUUUUUUUUUUUUGGUAUGUUUCUUCAUAGUGAGGAUAAUAUGAAUAGGAGAAAGGGACCAUGGUGGAAAUUUGAUGAUAUUUAAUAAAUUUUUGGUAGGUUUGC
Messenger RNA from Manihot esculenta (cassava), 960 nucleotides. RefSeq names its product protein MKS1. The record is from RefSeq and is a predicted model, not a curated record. The coding region runs from base 37 to 831 and encodes 264 amino acids. The transcript has a single exon. NCBI's taxonomy places the organism in Eukaryota, Viridiplantae, Streptophyta, Magnoliopsida, Malpighiales, Euphorbiaceae. Gene Ontology annotation, cellular component: nucleus.